Molecule: messenger RNA, 936 nt
Organism: Condylura cristata (star-nosed mole)
Lineage: Eukaryota; Metazoa; Chordata; Mammalia; Eulipotyphla; Talpidae
Product: olfactory receptor 6C2-like
Exons: 1
Coding region: 1-936 (311 amino acids)
Biological process (GO): G protein-coupled receptor signaling pathway
Cellular component (GO): membrane
Molecular function (GO): G protein-coupled receptor activity; olfactory receptor activity
Source: RefSeq, a predicted model, not a curated record
AUGAGGAAUCAAACCGCAGUAACCUUUAUCCUGCUGGGAUUCACAGAUGAUACUCGACUGAAAAUUUUGCUUUUUGUCUUUCUAUUUCUUUCCUACAUGUUGAGUGUUUCUGGAAACCUAACCAUUAUCACCCUCACUUCCAUUGAUUCCCACCUUAAAACACCGAUGUAUCUUUUCCUCCAAAAUUUCUCCUUCUUAGAAGUUUCAUUCACAACGGCUUGUAUUCCCAGAUUCUUGUAUAGCAUCUCUUCUGGGGACAAAUCCAUUACUUACAAUGCUUGUGUCAGCCAACUGUUGUUUAUAGACCUCUUUGGAGUAACAGAAUUUUUUCUUCUGGCUGUCAUGUCCUAUGACCGGUACGUGGCCAUCUGCAAGCCCCUGCACUAUGUGACCAUCAUGAACCGCAGGGUCUGCAGGAAUCUCAUCUUCUGCUGCUGGGCUGCUGCCCUGAUCAUCAUCCUCCCACCCAUUAGUUUGGGUUUGAGCCUGGAGUUCUGUGAUUCAAAAGUCAUUGAUCAUUUCUGCUGCGAUGCAUCACCGAUACUGAAGAUCUCUUGUUCAGACACGUGGUUGAUAGAACAGAUGGUCAUUGCAUGCGCCGUGCUGACCUUCAUCAUGACCCUCUUGUGUGUAGCUCUCUCCUACAUCUCUAUCAUCAGAACUAUUCUGAGGUUUCCCUCUGCCCAGCAAAGGAAAAAAGCCUUCUCUACAUGCUCUUCCCACAUGAUAGUUGUUUCCAUAACUUAUGGCAGCUGCAUCUUCAUUUAUGUCAAACCUUCAGCGAAGGAGGAAGUAGCUAUCAAUAAAGGGAUUUCACUCCUUGUUACUUCCAUUUCACCAAUGUUAAAUCCCUUUAUUUAUACGCUGAGAAACAAACAAGUGAAGCAAGCUUUUCAUGACUCAGUUAAAAAAAUCGCAUCCCUCUCAAAGAUGUAA